UCUUUCUCCUCUCAAAGAAAAAGCAGCGCCCUUCUCUGAAGUAAAAUCCCGCUCCCAAACAAAAGAAAUUCCCCUCCACCUGUUCGUCCACCUCGAGCCGCCGUCCCCCUCCCCUCCACGAAAAACGAAGCUCCCCGUCGGAUAGUUGCUCUCCCGGCGCCCGGCGGCCGGGCCUGCCCCCAAAUCGAAGUCCGGCUGUCCGCUGCUUCAUCCUCUUGGAGAGGAUGGACGGCGACCUGACGGAGGGGCUCCUCUGCAAGAACUCCGGCAAGCGCCCGGAGUCCCCCCCUCCGCUGUCGCCGUCUUCGGGGGACAUUUUCAAGGACCCUACCGACUCCAGCGACUCCAGCACCAGCGGGGCCGCGACGAACCGGGCGCCCGUCCGCGACGACUGCAAGAACCACCAAGAAGUGGUGGUGGCGUCCUCUGCGGCCAGCGAAGGCGAGCACGGGACGGUAUCUACCGGCGAGGAAGAGGAUAAGGAGGCGUCGGGACCCCUUGCUCGCUGGGAAGCCCUGGCGGCAUCCGCUGCUCUCCGGGAGGCGGCGGCGGCGGCGGCGGCAUCUCGCCGGGAGGCGGGGAGGGGCUUCUUUUUCGGCGGGGGGAGAGCAGGAGGUGGCUCGAGCGGCGGGGCCGUUUCGAGCAGGGCUGAGCACCUGAUCCUCGUCCCUCCGCCGGGAGCGGCGGGUCUGAUCCACCGCGCCGAUCACCUGUCCGACUCCUGGAGGACGGACCCCAUCCUCGCCGGCCCUUCGACCGACCUGACGGUCGCGCUGCAGGCGUUCGCCGCCGCACCAGAUGAGAGAACAGCGGCCAGGCUCGAGCAGGCGGCUGCGGCGUUGGACAUUGUUGCAUCAAGCAACACGGAGGAUGGUGCUGUCGCCAAGCAGCUGGCCGCCGAAGCGGCGGCACUUGCGGCCGGCUGGCGGGGAGACGACCGGCAGCGGCAGGGGUCGAGCGCCUUCGAAACGGCGGCCGGUCGGCGGGAACCGGAGCUGCAGGCGCCAGCGUCCUAUUCCACUGAAACUUUGUUGUGCGCCGUGAUCUCUGGCUCAUUGGCCCUGCUUCCAUAUUUGCCCACCCAAGUCCCCAAGCGUUCCCGGAGUGUCUUUGCCGUUCUCUUUGGCAGCGUCUUCGUACUCGCUUCAGUCGGUGUGAUGCUCCUCGUCGCACACAAGAGGUUUGCCAACACUCUGGCGAGAAUCUCUUUUGGAACAUUUACAGUGUUGGUUAUCGCCUUUGUUGGGUUCGCCCUCGGAGGAAGGACAUACAGUUGAUAUUGAUAGGGAGUACUAUGUAGUACUCCCUCCGUUCCCAAAUACUUGUCUUUCUAGUCAUUUCAAAUGGACUCAACAUACGGAUGUAUGUAGACAUAUUUUAAAGUAUAGAUUCACUCAUUUUGUGCCGUAUGUAGUCACUUGUUGAAAUCUCUAGAAAGACAAGUAUUUAGGAACGGAGGGAGUACGUAUCAUAGAUAGAUACUGGUCACUCUGAAUUUGAAGUACCAUGCCAGACUUUUGAGAAAUGCCAUAUCACAGAUAUUGGCGUGUAUGACAAGUUUUGAGGAAUGUCAUAUCAUAGUUUUGUUUUCCGGCAGUAA
Messenger RNA from Triticum dicoccoides, 1600 nucleotides. RefSeq lists its product as uncharacterized. Bases 225 to 1277 code for a protein of 350 amino acids. The transcript has a single exon. NCBI's taxonomy places the organism in Eukaryota, Viridiplantae, Streptophyta, Magnoliopsida, Poales, Poaceae. The record is from RefSeq and is a predicted model, not a curated record.